AUGGUUUCUGGCCAGCUGCCGCCAGGGGACGUAACAAAGCGAUUGAAAGACAUUGAGUCGAAAUUCUUGCCGACUGCAGAGCAGGAAAAGACGGAACAGACGGGGAACAACGUGCUAGAGAUUUACGAGGGCGAGCCUGACGGAGCCGAGCAAUCGGAGGAGCUGCACCGGCUGUUACGGAGGAGCUGUGUCGAGAUGGCGAUGAAUCGCGUGGACGGGGACGACGAGUUGUUCGUAGGCGGCAUCUGGGCCCUGCGCCGUCCGUCGGCUCUCAAGGAGCGCAACAUUACGCACAUCCUCUCGGUUGUGCGCUUCGACCCGGCCGGCCUCAAGAGCGAGACCGACACGUGGGAGAACUACGGCAAGAGCUUCAAGCACAUGGUCAUUGACGUCGACGACGUCGACGACGCCGACAUCCUCGUCCACCUGCCCAAGGCCGUGCGCUUCAUCGACAAGGCGCUGUACCCGCAGAACUAUGUUGACGAUGAAAAGGACGCCGGCGGCCCGGGGGAGGAGGCGAAGAAGGAGAGCUUUGAGGAGAAGGCAAAGCGGUUAAGGGCGGCUGUGGAGCAGGACGAGGAGGCCUCGUCGGAGUCCGAAUCCGAGGCCAUGGCGGCUGCACCGACGGACCCGGACGCCAUCACCCCAGCACCCCUAUUCAAAAACCUGAACCUCCAUUCCGACGGCGAGAAGCCUGACCCCAGCUCCCCCGGUGCCGUGUACGUCCACUGCGCCAUGGGCAAGUCCCGCUCCGUCACGGCCGUUGUCGCCUACCUCCUCUGGAAGUACCCCUCGCGCUUCGGUCGCUCCUCCACCUCCACCGCCGCAGCGCAAAAGGCCUCGAAGCCCGAGGACGCCGCCGCGGCAGCAGAGCGCGCCUCGGCCGCCGUCGCCGCGGCUGUGAAAUGGGUCCGCAACACGCGCGAGAUCGCCGAGCCGAACCCGGGCUUCAUCCAGCAGCUCGAGAUGUGGUGGACCAUGGGCUGCCCGGACGACGUGGAGUCACACCCGGUCUACCAGCGCUGGGACUUCCGCCGCGAAAUCGACGAGAGCCUCGCGGCGGGGCAGGCGCCGAGCCGGCUACGCUUCGAGGACGAGGAGACGAGCAAGGAGGAGGCGGCGGAGGCCAAGGGGAAGGAGAUGCGGUGUAAGAUGUGCCGCAAGACGCUGGCGACGCCGCGGUUCGUGUUGGAGCACGAACAGGAUGCGCAGGGCAAGGCGAGGGGCCAGGCCUGCGGGCAUGUCUUCGUGGAGCCGUUGAGCUGGAUGAGGGACGAGCUGGAGAAGGGUGCGCUGGAGGGGCGGCUGUGCUGUCCGAAUGGCAAGUGCGGCGCGGCCGUUGGGCGGUAUAGCUGGCGGGGGUUCCGGUGUAGUUGUGGUGGGUGGGUUACGCCGGGGUUCAGUCUGCAGAAGGGGCGGGUCGAUGAGGUGGCCGUGAGGGCGCCAGGGGCUGCUGCAUCCGCGGCCGGAAUGGCGUCCUUGGGCAUCCGGAUGCCUCCCGGGGCCGGGAGACUGUGA
Molecule: messenger RNA, 1518 nt
Organism: Colletotrichum spaethianum
Lineage: Eukaryota; Fungi; Ascomycota; Sordariomycetes; Glomerellales; Glomerellaceae
Product: U1 small nuclear ribonucleoprotein
Exons: 2
Coding region: 1-1518 (505 amino acids)
Biological process (GO): protein dephosphorylation
Cellular component (GO): nucleus
Molecular function (GO): protein tyrosine/serine/threonine phosphatase activity
Source: RefSeq, a predicted model, not a curated record